Messenger RNA from Nerophis lumbriciformis (worm pipefish), 8280 nucleotides. The record is from RefSeq and is a predicted model, not a curated record. Lineage: Eukaryota; Metazoa; Chordata; Actinopteri; Syngnathiformes; Syngnathidae.
AUGAAGGUCAAAUCCAAGUCUUCUUAUCAUAGAUCUGAGAACACCUACAGGUUUCUCACUUUUGCCGAGAGACUUUCAAAUGUCAACAUUAACGUCAUUCACCGGAUUGACCGAACUGGAUCCUAUGCAGAGGAAGUCGAAACUUAUUUCUAUGAAGGCCUGACAAAAUGGAGAGACCUCAACUUGACGGAAAACUUCACGACAUUUGUGAAGGAGGUCUCCAACAAGUGUCAAUCAUUCAACAUGCUAGUUUUCCAUCAAAAGUCCAUCGUGGAGAGUCUGAAAACACACUUGGCGGACGAGAGCAGUCUAGCUUACCAACCCCUUCUGGACCUGGUGGUGCAGUUGGCCCGAGACCUGCAGACUGACUUCUACCCUCACUUCUCUGACUUUUUCACGCUUAUCACCUCCAUGCUGGACACUAAGGACACAGAGGUGCUAGAGUGGGCUUUCACGUGCCUUUCCUACUUGUAUAAGUAUCUAUGGCGGCUCAUGGUGAAAGACAUGGACAACAUUUACAACUUGUACAGCACACUUUUAGAACACAAAAAGGAACACAUCCGAAGGUUUGCAGCUGAAAGCUUUGCGUUUUUGAUGAGAAAGGUUCCGGAUCUGGAUGCACUACUGUCUCUUGUGUUUUCCGAUCUGCAACAGCACCCCGAUAAGGCGGAAGGAAUCGGGCAGCUGAUUUUUGAGAUGUGUAAAGGAGUCAGGCACAUGUUUCACUCAUGUGCUGCGACUGCUCUGCCUACAGUUCUGCGGAAGAUUGGACCGAUAACCAACCCCGGAGCCAUUUUGCCAUUCGACCUGGUGCGGGAUGCUUUAGAUCACACUGCCCAGGCCGCGACCAGUCAUGUGGAAAAAGAACACUUUUUAGUUUUUUGGGAGUCCAUACUGGCUAGCGUUACCGAGGUGUUCACUUUUCUGGAGUCCAAUGAAAAAGAGUCUGUACCUGCAGGGGAGCAGCUUGAAAGGCUUUUGUUUGUCCUCCACACUUUGGUGUCGUACAAAAACGGCGUGAAAAUCACAAAGCCUGAGACUGUCUGCCAGACCGUGUUGCGCCUCAUUCAAAGCUCGACGCUUCCCAACUCCUGUUCGCGACUGCUCCUUCAAAUCAUCUCCUCUCUGCUCCUCGGAGAGAACGUCAAACUUCCAAACACGCUCAUCCAGGAAAUAGUCCAGAAGGUGUUUAGCAGCUCUGUGGGAGAAGAUCUUAUCCUUGAGUUUACUAAAGAGAUGUUCACAAUGAAGCAGUUUGAGCAGCUCUUCUUACCAACCCUCCUUCGCUUCACCGCCGGCUUGUUCGCAUGCGGCGACCCCGUGUCCCGCCAGUGCGCCUUGGAGGUUCUCGUCAACCUCAUCCUAGCUAAAGCCCCGCCUCCGACCGACGGCGCCAUGGCUUUGGAAACCUACCCGCUGCUCUUUACGGGACAAACCACCGGUAAUAAAGGAGAAGCAGAACAAAGAGCAGUGCCGGAGCUUGUUUUGUCUCUUACUACAAUUCCUGAGCAACAGAACGAGCCCAUCGCAGACUUGUCGCUUCCUUGGAGCGCGCUGGUGCUUCUACCACACCUCAGGCCUCAAGUUCCAGCUAACGUCAUCCCCAUUGUGACGUCCUUUUUCAACCAUCUUCUAUGUGAAAUUGAGAAGGAAAAAUUGGGAAAAGCUGGUUUGUUUGUCGCCACGCAAGCCCUCAGCUGUCUCCUGACUUUGGACGGUUCUGCCCAGCUCUACUCGCUAGUCCCUGUAGACAAAAUCAUCAACGUUUUAAGGAAAUUCCCUACAGAUUUAUCGGCCCUACUUUUAGGAGACCUCUACUACACCCGCCUGUCCUUAAACGGCGCUUCCGAGCACUUAUCGCAUGACGCGCUUGUGGAUAUUUACCAAAUCCUGCACGCUAACCUGUCUUCCAACAUAUCCAAGAUGCGCCUGCUGACUUUGAGGAUCCUUUCGCACUUUGAACCAAAACUUCCUUUGCCGAAGUCCGACGAGAACAUGGAGACGCAGCCUGUUUUUGCAGUGUGCCUGCAAGCUGAGCUGGUGCCCGCCACGGUUCAGAACUACAGAGAAAAACUGCUACACUUGCGCAAGCUACGCUACGACUUGGUGCAGAACUGCUUGCCGCAGCAUGGCGCCUUUCAUGAGGUGGCGCUUCGUUACCUCCUAGCAAUGCUGUUUGUCAACUUUAAGCUACUGUGGGAUGUUGUGAUUGAACUACUUGGGAGCCACGCAAGGGAGAUGGACAACAAAGAAUUCUGGGUUGUGUAUUAUGAACAUCUGGAGAAGGUGGCAGGAUUAGUAGAAAAUGAGCUACACGAGGACAACGACGACGAUUGCGACGACGUCCGCGUCGAGCCAGGGUGCGACGUCGUAGAAAGCGGCGACGUCGGGUCGCUGUUCCUAAAUCGACUCAAAGCGACGUCGGAUCUCGCCGAAAGGACAGACUUUUCCAACUUUCGUAGCUUGAUGUGGCGCGCCAUGGCCCGGUUUCCAGAUCGAGUCGAACCCCGUAGUCGAGAACUCAGCCCGCUGCUUCUAAGGUUUAUCCGGAAUGAGUUUUACCCAGCUGACCUGCUGGUAGCUCCGACUCAAGACUUGAGGAAAAAGAACGAUGCUGUUCAAGAUGAGGAAGAGGAGGAAGCGGAAGAUGAGGAUAAAGAAGAAGAUGAGAGCAAACCGCAGAUGAAGGGACCACCACGGAGAGCGGCAGCAAAGCAACUCAUUGCUCACCUCAACGUUUUCGCCAAAUUCGCCAACCCUCGCUCGCUCUACCUGGAGAGCAACCUGAGAGAGCUUUACAACCAACUUCUCUGCCAUCAGGACCCACAAAUCCAACAAGUGGCACUCCAGUGUAUUCUUACAUAUAAAGAUCUCUACAUCGUCCCCUACAAGGAGAAUCUGGAGAAGCUGUUAGAUGACAAGCAUUUCAAAGAAGAAAUUGUCCAUUUUAACAUCUCUGAGGAGACUGGAGUCGUGGAUGCGUCGCACAGAGAUGGACUAAUUCCAUUACUCAUGAGGAUCCUUUUCGGCCGAAUGCGCAGUAAAGGCAACAGUCGCUUCCAGAGCAAAGCUAGCGCUUCCACGCGUUCUUCCAUUAUUUUGCGUUUCCUGGCUGGAUGUCAGGAGGCGGAGCUUGGAAUGUUCAUAGAUCUUCUAUUGGAGCCUGUUUGCCACCACAGCAAAGGUUUCUGCCGGGAAGCGGUGGAACGAGCUGUCGCCGAAACAGACGCAGGCGCCGUGCUGCCGCUCGGGCGUCAGCACAGCCUUUUGAACAUCAUUAAUGUGGUUCUCCAAAAACUUGGUCAUCUUAUUGAAGGCUAUCUACCUAAAGUGCUGCAGAUUCUGCUGUGCGUCACGGCGUCUGUGUCUGCUGUGCUUGAUAUCCGGGAACAGCUGCGUCCAGGUUGCCUCAAUCCUCUAAAGAACCUCAGACGUCUUGGCAUCUUGAGGAUUCAGGACUUUUUUGACAACUUUGAGAGCUUUAGCUUUAGCCCUGAUCAGCUAGAUGGUGUUUUUAUGGCAGCUGUCUGGCCUCAGGUGCAACGCCUUCCAACUGAGAGUCCGUAUUCGCCAACUCCGCUACUGAAGCUCAUCCACGUGUGGUGCAAACAUGCCAGGUACUUCCCGCUUUUGUCCAAGCAGCGACCCGACCACCCGGAGUGUGAUAUACUCUUGAACGUCUUCGCCUUACUCUCCAAUAAAAACAUCUCCGUCGCUACCACCGCCAUGGUCAUGGACAUCGCCGAGUCCUUGGCGACCACGCAGGAUUUUGUCGCCACGGAGACAGAGGCAGAGUUGAGCGUGGGCGGCAGUGUGUUCCCGCAGCCUGUGGAAAGCACACUCGAUGCAGAAUCAUUAACACAAGGAUCCAGGCUGUUGCUUCCUCACAUCACUACUUUGCUGCACUACCUCAGCAACAUUGUCCGCAACACCGACAGGCUGAAAAAGAAGAAAUUCCGCCAGCAGGUGUCAAAGGAGUUAAACAUCCUCUCCAAAAUUAGUCGAUUCGUGAGUGACAAAGAACAGAGUUCCACUCUCAUCAAGCUGUUGCUGCCUUACUUGUUGAAAGGCAAAAACCCUCAGGAGACUGAACUCGACAUUCUAGCCACCGUGCAGAAUUUACUCCAACAAUGUGUGCAGCCCUCAGCUUUCCUGCAGCCACUCAGCAAACUAUUCAGCAUUAUCCACAACAAGCUGCCUAGGCAGGCCCUCACGAAUGUUUUUCAGACACUGUCAGACCUUGAUCCUUCCCUCACGUACAUCACCGAUAUGGCCACAAAGCUCAACGCCUUUGACAGUCGCCACCUGGACGAGAUUUACUUCGACGUUCGCCUGACGGCUUUCCAGGACGCCAGCAAGCGCGUGAGGGAGAUGGAGUCCUUGGACCUGGACUACAUCGGAACAGUCAUCCAUAACUGCUUCCAUACUUACGAGAUUGGCGAUAUGUCGCUAGGUGACAACGCCACCUUGUGUCUGGCGGCAAUAAUCGAGCAGCUGGCGGCGGUCGGCGCCGGAGAGAAGGUCUACAAAGAGGUCAUCCAACACACCAUCUUGGCUGCUGUACACAGAGGGCUUCGAAGCAAGAAGGAGAGUGUGCAACACGAAUACACCAACGUACUCGCCCAGCUGGUGAAGGUCUUCCCCUCCAAGAAAGAGUUCCGAGACAUGGUGCAACUCACCGACUACAAUGACCCCGAGUCGGACUUUUUCCAGCACAUGAAGCACAUCCAAAUCCACCGUCGAGGGCGAGCUCUCAGGAAGUUAGCCAAACAGCUAACCGAGGGCACCGUGGUGAUGUCGCCACGUUCGCUGCAGAAUUACAUCAUGCCGUACGCCUUGACGGCCCUGAUGGAUGACAAAUUGCUGAAGCAUGAGAACAUGACGACGGCGUGCGUGGACAUUGUGGGCGCUGUAUGUCUCCGCCUGACCUGGUCCAAGUACUUGUUCUACCUGAAGCAUUUCAUUCACAUCCUGCAGACCUCGCAGGCUGAGCAGAAACUGGCCGUGAGUUUGCUGGUCAAAGUUCUAGACGCGUUCCAUUUCGAUCACGAGACUCUCACCAAGGAGAUGGAAGCGGCUAAAGCACGAGAAGCUGCGAGCACAGUAACGGAUAUGGAGCAGGAAGAAGCGGCUGAAGAAUCCGAAGCAAGCGACGACGACGAGGCCAUGGAGAUCGACGGAGAGCUUCCCUCAAAAGCUGAAACGUCUGAUGAAAAAGUCAAGAAAGCGAAAAAAGCGCCCGCUCCCAAGCCCACCCCGGUUUCCCGUGGGUUACCGCAAAGCAGGGAAGAGCUAGAGUUGCUCAUCAGCACCAUUCAGGAGAGCGUCACUGGCGCCGUUUUGCCUCGGCUUCAUAAAUGUCUCAAUGCAAAGGUGAAACGUGAUGACGAGCACAAAGCUGUGAAAUCCAAGGAAGUCAAAGAAGAAGAAGUAGCACGCAUACCGAUAGCCUUCGCCAUGGUCAAACUCAUGCAGACUCUUCCACCGAACGUCAUGGAGGCAAACCUUCCCGGGAUCUUGAUUAAAGUGUGCAUUAUACUGAGGAACCGAUUCCAGGAGGUCCGCGACGUCGCGCGGGGAACGCUGGUGAAGAUCAUCGAGACGUUGGGCUUCCGUUACCUUCAGUACUUGCUAAAAGAAAUGCAAGGCGUGCUUGUUAAAGGCUAUCAGGUCCACGUUCUGACAUUUACAGUCUACCAGCUGCUGUCGGCUCUCAGUCCUACUCUAAAAAGCGGUGACCUCGACCCAUGCAUGAGCAUGCUCAUAGAUAUUUUCAACAACGAGCUGUUUGGCGCCAUCGCCGAGGAGAAGGAGGUGAAGGGCAUCGUGUCCAAAUUGAUGGAGGCGCGGCAUAGCAAGAGUAUGGAUUCCUAUCAGCUCUUGGCUCAGUUCUGCAGCAAGGAAAGCAUUACUAAGCUAGUUCUGCCGUUGAAGGAGAUUCUGGAGAACUCGUCAAGUCUUAAAGUGUGCAAUCGGGUCACCGCAAUUCUGCGGCGACUCGUUCUGGGUUUGCUGGUUAACACGGGAAUGCGCUCGUCUGAUAUUCUGCUGCUGAGUCAUGGUCUCAUCAGUCAGAGCUUGCCUCUGCUUACUAAAAAUGACAGGGCUUUAGCUUUAGCACAACCACCGCCGGACCCUCGACUACCCCCUCCUAGCUGCCUUCUCCUACCACCGACUCCCAAGAGGGGUGGCGUUAAAGCUCAGGUUAGCAGAAGAACCAACAUGCACAUCCUAGUGGAUGCAGGUCUUAAGCUACUCCAUUUGAGUCUAAAGAAAGGCAAAGUGACGUCAUCUGAAGAGUCUGCGCUUCAGAUGUUGGACCCUUUUGUGGCGCUCCUACUUGAAUGUCUCUCCUCCAUGCAUGUCAAGGUGAUCACAGAAGCUCUGUUGGCAUUCACGUGGGUGCUGAAGUUCCCUCUACCAAGCGUACAGAAGAAUAUCAGUAACCUGACCAAGCAGCUUUUCGUCCUGUUGAAGGAUUACUCCAAAGCUGGAGCGGCUCGUGGGGAGAACUACCACUUAGUCCAGAAUUGCUUCAAGACUAUCACGAUACUUGUGAAAAAUGUCAAGAACAGCAAAAUAUCUGAGAUCCAGCUUCAGGUGUUGCUCGGAUACGCAGAGGAGGACAUUUACGACCAGUCUCGACAAGCGACUGCUUUCGGCCUCCUAAAGGCAAUUUUAUCUCGGAAGCUCAUCGUUCCUGAGAUGAAACCGCUUAUGGGGAAAGUAGCCAAGCUGUCAAUCAACGGGAGUAACUCCAUGAUCCGAGUUCAUUGUAGACAGAUCUAUCUGAAGUACCUGCUGGACUAUCCUUUGGGGAAGAAGCUGCAGCAGCACUUGGACUUUAUUGUCGCGCAGCUAACAUACGAACACGAUACAGGCAGGGAGUCCGCGUUGGAGAUGCUCGCCUGCAUCUUCCAGACUUUCCCUCAGAAUUUACUGAAAAAGUACAGUAAGCUCUUCUUCGCCCCGCUGGCGUUAGCAGUGGUCAACGACGACUCUGCGCGCUGCAGGAAAAUGGCCGCCAUGGCGAUCAAGGAGCUCGUGGCUAAGCUGGACACGGACGAGCAGAACUCCCUGUUUUCUCUAGUUAGCAGUUGGUUGACUGAAGAGAAGGUGAGCCUGAGGCGUCUCGGCGCUCAGUUGUGCGGUUUAUUCGUGGAAGUCGAAGAGGAGAACUUUGGGAAGCGACUUGACGAUCUUUUGCCACUGUUGGAGAAGGAGCUCAACCCGGACAAUUACGAAGACAUUGAAGAAGAAGAAGACGAGCGCGCGGCAGACAGAUUAUUGUUCACGUACCUUAUGCUAAUCAGCAAAUUAAUCCAACACUGCAGACUACUUGAGCUCACGAAACCUCAUGAGACUCUGGAGCAAAUUUGGGGACACGUCGAGGAGCAUCUACGUUACCCUCACUGCUGGGUGUGGCUGACCGCGUCGCAGCUGUUCGGCCAGCUUUUCGCGGCCCACCAGCCAGAUGAGCUCGUAGCGGCGUGGAGAGGAGAUGAAGGCGGGAAAUCGCGAGUGGCUGUUGCUUUUAUUGCCAGCAAUUUGGACAAAAAGAUGAGAGAGCUGGCGUUAUCAUUCUGCCAUCAACUCCAGUCCAAAUUCUUGGACACGGCGUCCGGCGAGCAGGUGAUCAAAAACCUCCUAUUUGUCGGGAAGGUCAUUUACCUCCUUUCCCCGGAGUCGGACGUCGCCGACGCUGAUGAGGAAAUGGCGGAGGAGGAGGAGGAGAAUGCAGUUGAGGAGGAAAAAGAGGAUGAGAAACCACCAUCGUUGCUGUGGCUGAUAAACAAGCUGUCACUGAUGGCGAAAAGGGAGGCGGCAAACAGUCCUAAAAUUCCUCUCAAGAGAACUUGCGUAUUUAAAUUCCUCGGUGCCAUCGCCAUGGAUCUCGGCAAGGAGCGACUCGGCCCCUAUUUGACCACCAUCAUCGCUCCGCUCUACAGAGAACUGGACAGUACCUACGCGGAGCAAGAUCCGACCCUGAAGAACCUCGCUCAGGAGUUAAUAGAGCUGAUGAAGAAACAAGUAGGACUGGAAAAGUUCUCGCUUGCGUUCUCGGCAGUACAGAAGCAGUUCGCGACAAGGCGGGCGGCGCGCAAGCGACACCGAGCCACGCAGGCGGUGACAAAUCCCGACAUUGCGGCUAAGAAGAAACUAAAGAAGCACCUCAAUAAAAUCGAGGCCAGAAAACGCAAGAUCGAGCUGCUUCGGCCUGGCUAUAAAGCUAAGAAACACCGCAGCCACGCACUCAAAGACCUGGCCAUGGUGCAGUGA